Messenger RNA from Candidula unifasciata, 1953 nucleotides. NCBI's taxonomy places the organism in Eukaryota, Metazoa, Mollusca, Gastropoda, Stylommatophora, Geomitridae. The record is from the annotation of a GenBank genome assembly.
GAAGAAAUACUGACUGUGAUAAGGCGGGUGGAUGACAACUGGCUGGAGGGGAGGAAAGGAGACAAGAUAGGAAUAUUUCCGUUAACAUUUGUUAAGUUAAAUGAAGCUGCCAGAAGUUUGAUAAACACAAAAUCAAAUUUGACUAUCAGUCCUGGAUUAACGUUAUCGCCAAAUACUCCAGUGAGCUCUUCGAGUGUGAUUGUUUCGUCGGCCGUUUCAGUGGGCUCAAACAGAGGUGAUGCCAGCAACAUCACUUCCGCCUCUUCCAACUGCACCACUUCUGCCGGAGGUAGCACCAUCAGCUCAUCCGACCUCAUCACCGAUGAUGCUUUACUAAUCACAAAUUCCGUAGAUGAUCAAACAAAAGUAUUAACGUUAGAUGCCGCAGCAGAUGGGCUGUUGCCAGAUGGUCAGGCUGUGUUAACUGGCAACUGUCAGCAUGAACUUUUUGUGGCCACUACCUCGGCACCGGCAGCGACGCCUGAGGUGUUGCCACCGAACAAACGCCAUUCAUUCACUUCCACUUCGAUGUCAUCACCAUUUGUUGCAGCAGCCACGUACAAUGACCACAUACCACAGAGGCACUCUGUUGAAGUGACACUCUCAGAGGAAGGUGCUUUGGCUCUAGUCAGCUCAGAAAUAAAUUUGUGUUUACCGCCAUCGUCAUCACUACCUUCAUCACUAGUAACGGAGACUCAGCCUGUUACUUUGACAUCUCAAAGAAAUGUAAAGGCAACAGUUGAUGCUUCUACAGCUCCAAGUUCAUCCAGUAAUUCACAGUCAGGAUCUCUGACAACCCCUGUGUAUAUCGCCUUGUAUAAUUACAAACCUCGGAAAGAUGAUGAACUAGAACUCCACAAGGGAGACCUGUACACGGUCAUGGAGAAAUGCCAGGAUGGCUGGUACAGAGGUUCCUGUUUGCGUACAAGUGUAGCCGGCGUCUUCCCUGGGAAUUAUGUCCAGCUCAUCAGACAUUCAAGUGCUUUCAAACCAGUCAACCCAAAUUUGCUGAACACCAGAACCAAAGCCCCAACUCUAGCCCAGACCAUUACAGCAUCUCACUGUGCGGCUACAGGAGACCACAGACCAGCUCACAUAUCAGGCGACUCCGCAUCACAGGCACCACCUCUAAUGCCCAGGGUAGCCAAGAUUAGCACAUCAGGCCAAAUAUCACGAUCACCAUUAUCACAUCUUGGAGGAACUCCGCUCAGAUCUCUUUCCAAUCCCGGAACCUGCCCAGCAUCAGCUUCUCCGAAGCAUUUGUUCUCACAUUCAUCCUUGUCAUCUCAUGCACAACCACAUGUGGGCCUGUCCAGGCCAGUGAUUCCGGCGCCGCCGCCCGCCACUACCUCAUCUCCUCACCAUUCCCUGUGGGUGCCUCCAAGCCUGACAGCCAUGCAGCACUCCAUGUCAGCCUCAUCCAGCAUCACCCCUCCCAAUGUUGUCAUGAGUCAUAGCCUAGACUCCACGCCAUCUGCUGGUAAAGAAAAGAAAGAGAAAAAAGAAAAGGAAAAGAAAAGUCUGGUGAAAUUAUUGUCUGGCAAGAGCAAGAAAAACAAGCCAGCUUCAGCAGAUGCUGAACCAGCCUCGUCCAUGUCUGUCGUCUGCUUCGAUGGAGGCAUACACUCCAGAUCUGCCUCCUAUCCAGUCAAUGGGACCACUAUAGGAGCUGCAGGAGAUACCAGCAUGAUCAGUGCUCACAGCAAGGCUGCUUCCUUUGAUGCCACGACUGUUCCACCCAUCCCGGCCAAACCCAGACCCAAACUGGCAGUUAGAGAACGAUAUUGUUGUAUAGUACCGUAUCCUCCACAAACUGAACACGAGCUGUCGCUGGAGCUAGGGGACAUCAUUCACAUCCAUCGUAAGCGGGAAGAUGGCUGGUACAAGGGCACGCAGGAGAGGACAGGCAAGACCGGGAUGUUUCCAGCCAGUUUCGUUGAAAAAUGUGACUGA